GGAGAAAUGGAUUUUGAGGAUCAAGAAGAGCAGGAAGAAGAGAUGGGUAUGGAGUCGCUGGGGAUAUCUCCCAGAGUGAAAAUGCCGACCUCCGCCGGUGCAGGAGAAGCUAUGGUGUUUCCUCAACCCACGAGGACUUAUUAUAACAAUAACAGCAAGGGAAGGUAUAGAGAGUGCUUGAAGAACCACGCGGUGAGUCUCGGGGGACACGCGCUUGACGGAUGUGGGGAGUUUAUGCCGGCCGGAGCCGAAGGCACACUCGACGCUCUCAAAUGUGCAGCCUGUAACUGCCACCGUAAUUUCCACCGCAAAGAGACCGAACCAUUUUUGUUAACCCCCCAUUACCACCACCAGCAGCCACCGCAGUUCGCGGCAGCUUAUUAUCGAGCGCCGGCGGGGUACUUACACGUGGCGGGGCAGCAUAGGGGAGGGCCGGGGACGCUGGCGUUGCCGUCUACGUCGGGAGGAGGUGGCGGGACACAGAGCACGAGAGACGAGCAGGACGACGACGCUUCGAACCCAAGCGGAGGAGGAGGGUCGUCGAAGAAGAGGUUCAGGACGAAGUUCACGCAGGAACAGAAGGAUAAAAUGCUGGAACUUGCAGAGAGAUUGGGAUGGCGGAUUCAGAAGCAAGACGAAGAGUUGGUCCAGCAAUUCUGUAACGAAGUCGGAGUGAAGCGUCAGGUUCUUAAGGUUUGGAUGCACAACAACAAGCACACUGUGGGUAAGAAGCCCUAGAAUAUUCUCAAUUAUAUAUGUUCGAUCUCCAUCGGUGUCUUGGCCAGAAGUUAGAAGUUGCAGACUGUGUGAGAAUUAAGUCUACUAUCUUAGGGUUUCAUUCUUCUUCAACUCAUUUCUUGUUGGGGAAAACCAAGGAUUCCACUUUAAUCUUUUGGUUGUGUGUUAGUGUUUGAAUUAAACAUGAAGUAUUUAC
Neltuma alba is the source of this 934-nucleotide messenger RNA. Its product is annotated as zinc-finger homeodomain protein 2. Bases 7 to 738 code for a protein of 243 amino acids. The transcript has a single exon. Gene Ontology annotation, molecular function: DNA-binding transcription factor activity; transcription cis-regulatory region binding. Gene Ontology annotation, biological process: regulation of DNA-templated transcription; regulation of developmental process. Gene Ontology annotation, cellular component: nucleus. The record is from RefSeq and is a predicted model, not a curated record. NCBI's taxonomy places the organism in Eukaryota, Viridiplantae, Streptophyta, Magnoliopsida, Fabales, Fabaceae.